Molecule: messenger RNA, 1221 nt
Organism: Tribolium madens (black flour beetle)
Lineage: Eukaryota; Metazoa; Arthropoda; Insecta; Coleoptera; Tenebrionidae
Product: putative ankyrin repeat protein RBE_0997
Exons: 3
Coding region: 112-1221 (369 amino acids)
Molecular function (GO): protein binding
Source: RefSeq, a predicted model, not a curated record
AUGUGAGGGGAUUUCUUUCGGUUGAGUUAAUCGCUCCCUUAUCGUGUCAUUUUCUUCUGAGUUGCUUGUUGUCUGUGAUAUUUACAUUUAGAAAUUCAACAAAUAAACAAAAUGGCGUCUUCAAAGGACCAGAAAAUGCAACUGAGAGAGGCACUAAUAAACAAUCAAGUGGAAGAGGUCAAGACCAUAAUCUCAAAUGGGUAUGACCUAAACUCCCAUCUCUACCAAUGGACUCCACUCUCCUAUGCUAUUACAUGUAAAAAUUUCGAAAUUGUUGCAUUAAUGUUACAUCAUGGUGCCAAUGUAAACUUCGAAAGCACCCAUGGUUAUGUACCAUUAUACACAUCCAUCGACUAUAACUGUUCAACAGACAUAAUCCAACUCUUAAUAAGUGAAGGAGCUGACAUAAAUCAAUUAGGAAAGAGUUUUUUCAAUGACAAAAUCAGCACUCCACUUUCACGUGCAAUCCAAAACAACAAUUUACAAGUUGCUCACUUGUUGGUAGAAAAUGGUGCAGAUGCCAAAAAAACAAACCCAGAUGGGACAACAGCUGUGACACUAGCCCAUGACUUGAACCGUGAAAACUUCAUUAAAGAAAAUCUGGAAAAUUUAGACAAUCUCAAAGGUUGUACUCCUUUGACGGCAGCCAUCUUGUGUGGGAAAUUAAACGACGCUAAAGAACUUCUAGAAUCAGGAGUCAAUUCUUGUAAAACCGAUUCCAACAAACAAACUCCUCUUGUGACAGCAGUUCGGUGCAAAAAUCUAGACGCUGUGAAACUUCUUCUAAACUACAAAGCGAAUUUAACAAUUCCGACAGCUUUUUUGGAAGCUAUCAACUUGGAGUGCACCGAAAUCGUCAAGUAUUUGUUGGAAAAAGGGGCCAAAAUCAAUAAAAAAUACCGCGAUGGUUCCACACCCUUCAUCAAGGCUAUUGAGACUGAAAAUUUGACGAUUAUUGAAGAACUUUUGAAAAAUGGGGCUGAGGUGGAUUUGGCCAAUACGGGAGGGAAGACCCCCUUGGCGGUGGCAGCAAAUAAGAGAAAUAUUGUGGUUGUGAAUCAUUUGAUCGAGGCCGGAGCUGAUAUUAAUUUAGCACGACUCGAACUCGAGGAAUUUGCAAGUGAUGAUGAAGAUUUUGAUUUGUAUUACCAGGAUCUCAAAGAGCAAAACGAACAGAAAUUACAAGAUUUUCACCUUGGAACUCAUGAAGCGGCAGACUAA